CAGCAGCUUUGGAGACAUCCCAAACGCUCACCCGCCGCCCACGCCCAAGCAGACGCCCACGUCGGGGGCCUUUCCGAGCCCCGUCUUCGAGACCCCGAAGCCGCCCCAGGGCUCCUUUGCCGACGCCAGCGGCCUGACGCCUCGCUUCGCCGAAGAGUACUCCGUCUUCAACGCCACGCCCGGCAACCUGCGAGGGGCCCAGUUCCCCUUCGCCGACCUCGUGCCCGCCACGCCCUUUGCGCCCUCGUACCUGGGCCACAAGCGCCUGCUGUCCGUCGAAGAGCUGGCCGUCGAGAUUGCCACCCGAGCCAACAUCCCGCCCUCGAACCCAAACCUCCCGCCGCCGCCCGUCGACCCGUCACGCCGCCUGCCCUCGUCGCCCGCCGCCCUGAUACUGUCGACAAAGGCCGCCGCGGCCAACUCGGACGCACACCUCGGCCCGGCCUUUUCCUCGUCGCGCUCCAAGUCGCCCAAGAAGCUCCGCCGCGGCACGAUUGAAGGCUCCGACGCCGCCCAGCCUCUGUCGCCGCCCCCGUCGGCUCACAAGGGCGGCCACAAGCUCGCCCCCAAGCUCAACAUGCAGGAUGACCGCGGCUACGGCCACCCGGACUUUGGCGACGGCUUCCAGGGCCACCACGACAUGGCUGCCAUGAUGGGCGGCGCCGACGACAUGUUUGUCUAUCCAUUGUCUGCCCCCCCGAGCACAGCCAACUUCUGGGACCCGGCUAUGGGCAUGGACCUGGAUUUCAGCACCGCCGGCGCCGCCUUUUUCCAGCCCUCACAUCGCCAUACCGGAUCCUUCGACUGGAACAGCGACAUUCAGCUCUUUCAAGAUAAUCCCGUCCCGCCUCCGCCCCCGCCGUCGUCGAACCAAGAGAAUGUCCAGCCCAACGCGCCCAACAUGCAGCAGCAGCAGCACCAGCCUCUUCGAAGGGAGAGGAUGCUGGCGCCCAAGCCGCCUGUCACAGGACAGUCCGCCGCGGCUUCCGUGACGGCAUCUGCCAUGUUCCAAGCGCCGAUGGACGACUCGUAUGGCAUGGCCACGCCGAUGGAAGGCGUAGACCCGGGGUUGAUAUACAGCCGACCGCCGACGUCCUCCAUGAACGCCGACUUCAAUCCGGCCAUGAACGCAACGUCCGCCAACAUGGUUGCCGCGGCGGAAGGCAACAGCUCUCGCGUCAUGGCACAGCCUCGCCGGACGAACAGCCUCAAGGAGCCAAAGAGAGGCAAGAUGCCGGACCGUACCUUUACGAGCUCUCCCGUCAAGGCCAUGGGUCGUCCGGAGCUGAACCGCAGCGCUGGGAUGAAUACUGCCAACGCAAACGCGGAUGCCGGAAAGCCGGUGGCACGAUCGUCGGGCUCGGGGAGAAUAUCACCCCUCAAGAGCCAGCGACGACUGUCUAGCCUGGCGUCCAUUCCCGAGUCUGCCUCCCAGCCACAGCUGCAUCGGCCCCGGACGUCG
Molecule: messenger RNA, 1462 nt
Organism: Trichoderma citrinoviride
Lineage: Eukaryota; Fungi; Ascomycota; Sordariomycetes; Hypocreales; Hypocreaceae
Exons: 2
Source: RefSeq, a predicted model, not a curated record